Messenger RNA from Kalmanozyma brasiliensis GHG001, 1305 nucleotides. RefSeq names its product Glycosyl transferase, family 15. Gene Ontology annotation, cellular component: membrane; Golgi apparatus. The record is from RefSeq and is a predicted model, not a curated record. Lineage: Eukaryota; Fungi; Basidiomycota; Ustilaginomycetes; Ustilaginales. Gene Ontology annotation, biological process: cell wall mannoprotein biosynthetic process; protein N-linked glycosylation. The transcript has a single exon. Bases 1 to 1305 code for a protein of 434 amino acids. Gene Ontology annotation, molecular function: alpha-1,2-mannosyltransferase activity.
AUGGCGUCGGGCAUUCUCGAUUCGCUCUUUCGGCGCCCACAGAGGCUCGUCGUACUGGUCACCGUCUUCCUCUUCGUUCUCACCUUCUCCACCUACCUCUCUUUCUCCACAGAGGGCGCUCACAAUGUCUACAAUGGCUGGAACGCGCUCUCCGGCCCAUGGCAAAAGGGCGUCAACAAUGGCGCUCCCUCCAUGCCUCUCCCCACCUCGGUAGCCGACAUGUACACCCACAACCCCGGCACACCCUCCACCGUCGAAGAGCUCGCCAAGUGGGGCCAGGUAGGAGACGACGGCAACCUCUACCCUCCUACUUUCGUUCCACAGAUGGCCAACCAAGCUCCUCGCGCCAAAGCCGGCUUCAUCGUUCUCGUCCGCAACGCAGAGCUUCAGAGCAUGCGCGAGUCCAUGCGAGACGUAGAGGAGAAGUUCAACCGCAAAUACGGCUACCCUUGGAUCUUCCUCAACAACGAGCCAUUUACCGACGAGUUCAAGCGUGGUGUCAAACAAAUGACCCGCAGCGAAUGCCGCUUCGGCCUGAUCCCAAAGGAGCACUGGGGCUACCCUGACUUCAUCGACCAGAACAAGGCUGCCGAGACCCGCGUUAAGAUGAAGGAUAUCAUUUAUGGCUCCUCUGAGAGCUACCGACACAUGUGUCGUUACCAGUCCGGCUUCUUCUUCCGACACCCGCUCACCCUCGACCUCGAGUACUACUGGCGUGUCGAACCUGGCAUCAAGCUCUACUGCGACAUCGACUAUGAUCCCUUCGUCUUCAUGCAGAUGAACAACAAAACCUACGGAUUCACCAUGGCGCUCCACGAAUAUUACGACACCGUGCCCACUUUGUACGACACCACCAAAAAAUUCUUCGCCGCUCAUCCCGACUACCUCGCCAAGAACAACGGCUUCCACUUUCUCACCGACGAACCCAACAAAGGCUUCGAUCCUGGCUGGAAUUUGUGUCACUUCUGGAGUAACUAUGAGGUAGGCGAUCUCAGAUUCUGGCGGUCUAAAGAGUACCUAGAGUACUUUGAAACCCUCGACAAGUCGGGUGGCUUUUUUUACGAGCGAUGGGGAGACGCUCCGGUGCAUUCGCUCGCGGUCGCUUUGAUGUUGGACAAAACUCGACUGCACCACUUUGACGAUAUUGGCUAUUACCACAACCCGUGGAACCACUGUCCCACCAACACCAAGAAGUAUCAUGACACCGGGCGUUGCAACUGCGAUCCAAAGCAGUCGUUCGAUCGCGAACCAUACUCGUGUCUGCCUCAGUGGUGGCGCGGCGCGGCCGAGGGCGAGCCAAAAUGA